This is a messenger RNA of Megalobrama amblycephala (Wuchang bream), 1326 nucleotides long. RefSeq lists its product as uncharacterized. The record is from RefSeq and is a predicted model, not a curated record. Lineage: Eukaryota; Metazoa; Chordata; Actinopteri; Cypriniformes; Xenocyprididae. The transcript is spliced from 3 exons. The coding region runs from base 7 to 723 and encodes 238 amino acids.
UCAGUGAUGGAGGGAGAUUCUGUCACCCUACACAUUAAUAUUCGUCAUAUACCAAGAUAUUAUAUGCGUUAUAUAGAGUGGUUUGGGCCUGAAAAUAACCAUUUAGUUAGAGUCAUUCGGCUUGAAAAGAAGACGGAUGAAAUUAUAUAUCAUGAAGAUGACAUGUUCAGCGACAGACUACAGAUCGACAAUCAGACUGGAUCUUUGACCAUCAGGAACAUCAGAACCACAGACUCUGGACUUUAUCGAAUGAACAGUCAUGUCUCAAGAGAAUUAUUCAAUGUUACUGUUUAUGCUCGCCUUCCCAUUCCUGUCAUCACCAGAGAUUCUUCAUGUUCUUCAUCAUCAUCAGGAUCAUCAUCAGUGUUCAAAUGUGUCCUUCUGUGUUCCGUGUUCAAAGUGAGUCAUGUGACUCUCUCCUGGUACAAAGGAAACAGUUUAUUGUCCAGCAUCAGUGUGUCUGAUCUCAGCAGCAGCAUCUCUCUACACCUGGAGGUGGAAAAUCAGGAUAACAACACCUACAGCUGUGUGAUCAACAAUUCAUUCAUUGACCAGACUGAACAUCUGGACAUCAGUCAACUCUGUCAGACAUAUGCAGACCACAUACACUGUUACAGUUUUUCUGAAACUGUGAUUCGAUUGGUCAUCUCUGCUGUGGUGGGCGUGGCUACUGUUGCUAUAGUGGUUUAUGACAUCAGAUCCAGAAGAGCUGAAAAGAAGUGAAGAACAUCACAGUCAGUCUCUGAAUGAUGAUCCGUAUACGUUUUCACAUCUCAGGAUUCCAAAAUGUUCUAAAUGAUUCCUUAGCAAAUUGAUCUGAAUCAAAAUGAUCCUUAUCCAUUAAAUAACCAGAAAAGUCAUUGAAAUCCAUCUGUCAAGAAGAGCGGGAACCCUGUUAGAUGCCGAAGUCUUAAUCAGCUUUUGCACUGCAAAUUGUGAUUUCUUUUUUUCAUAUAAAGAAUAUUGCGUUGCACAUCUCUCUUCUUCAAAGACAAUUGAAGUCUAAAGCAUGGUCUUGAAUAAUAUUAAAGAAUAUUAAAGAUUCAUGUUGUAAUUGGCUUGUUCAGUGAGGGCUGAAUGGAGCCAGUUUGAACUGAACAUCAGGAGCUGAAGGUUGUUUCUUUGAAUCCCAGUAGAUUGUUGAAGGGUUUCCUGGAGAUCAUUUUACAAUCUCAAAUGCUAUAAAUAAGCUAUAUGUAAAAAAAUCUGUAUUAGUGUGAAUGAAAAAUAAAAAAUAUGAAUCAGUCCAGGUGGAGUACACUUUUUACCAGCUCUACAGGAAGCUGGGACAAGUGGCAAAAAUGUUUAGUUUGCGUGAAAUGCAGU